AUGCGCCGCUUCGCAGCCGACAGGGCGCGACGCGCGGUGGCUGCGUCCCUGCGCGGCGCAGCGUCCAGAUCAGCAGCGCCGUCGCCUCACGCUCCGCCGCCGCGUCAUCCAGCCUCCCCGAUGGGGGCGGCGGCGAUGGCGGCCGCCAUGGCGAGGGCCAUGUCCACGGCGGCCGCGGGCGCGCCGCCAGUGUCGCUCGACACCAUCAACCCCAAGGUCUUGAAGUGUGAAUAUGCAGUUCGGGGAGAGAUUGUUACACAUGCUCAGAACUUACAACAAGAAUUGCAGAAAAAUCCAGAAUCACUUCCUUUCGACGAGAUACUCUACUGUAAUAUUGGAAAUCCCCAAUCACUUGGACAACAACCAGUUACCUAUUUCAGAGAAGUUCUCUCUUUAUGUGAUCAUCCAGCUCUCCUGGACAAAAGUGAAACUCAUGCUUUGUACAGUUCAGAUGCUAUAGAGAGAGCAUGGCAAAUUCUAGAGAAGAUACCAGGUAGAGCGACAGGAGCAUAUAGCCAUAGUCAGGGUGUAAAAGGUCUACGUGAUGAAAUUGCUACUGGAAUUGCUGCCCGUGAUGGGUUUCAUGCAAGCGGAGAUAACAUCUUCCUAACAGAUGGAGCAAGCCCAGCAGUGCACAUGAUGAUGCAGUUGUUGAUAAGUUCUGAGAAGGAUGGCAUUCUCUGCCCUAUUCCACAGUACCCACUGUACUCUGCAUCAAUUGCUCUUCACGGUGGUUCCCUUGUUCCUUAUUUCCUUGAUGAAGAGACAGGGUGGGGACUCGAGGUUGAUGAGCUGAAGAAACAACUGGAGGAGGCUCGAUCUAAGGGCAUCACUGUUAAGGCGCUUGUUGUCAUAAAUCCAGGAAAUCCAACAGGACAGGUUCUUGCUGAGGAAAACCAAAAGAAAAUUGUCGAAUUCUGCAAGAAUGAAGGACUUGUUCUUCUCGCGGAUGAGGUUUACCAAGAAAAUAUAUAUGUUGAAGAUAAGCAAUUCCACUCAUUCAAAAAAAUUGCACGAUCACUGGGAUACACUGAUGAUGAUCUUCCUUUGGUAUCAUUCCAGUCGGUUUCUAAAGGGUACUACGGAGAAUGUGGAAAACGAGGUGGUUAUAUGGAGAUAACUGGAUUCAGUCCUGAAGUACGGGAACAAAUUUACAAGGUGGCAUCAGUAAAUCUAUGCUCCAAUGUUUCGGGGCAAAUUCUUGCUAGCCUUGUAAUGAACCCACCAAAGGCUGGGGAUGAAUCCUUUGAAUCCUUCAUGGUAGAGAGGGAUGGUAUCCUUUCAUCAUUGGCUCGGCGUGCAAAGGCUUUGGAAGAAGCAUUCAAUAGUUUAGAAGGUAUUACAUGCAAUAAAGCCGAAGGUGCAAUGUAUCUGUUCCCACGCCUUCAUUUACCCCAGAAGGCGAUCGGAGCUGCCCAAGCAGCUGGCACUGCCCCAGAUGCAUACUAUGCUAAACGCCUACUAGAAGCCACUGGGAUUGUCGUCGUCCCUGGUUCUGGUUUUGGACAGGUCCCUGGAACAUGGCACUUCAGAUGCACGAUACUGCCGCAGGAGGACAAAAUACCUGCAAUAAUAUCUAGGUUCAAGGAGUUUCACGAGAAGUUCAUGGAUGAAUUCCGUGAUUGA
Miscanthus lutarioriparius is the source of this 1626-nucleotide messenger RNA. The record is from the annotation of a GenBank genome assembly. Lineage: Eukaryota; Viridiplantae; Streptophyta; Magnoliopsida; Poales; Poaceae.